UAUGCAAUAUCAAUGUCAAAUGGGUUGAGAUAUGGUUUUGUUGAGUCCAUGAACUACGCAGCUUUAUGGCAGCAGUAAUGAUUUCUGUCACCCCUUCGUGCCUGGAGAAAAUUUGAAAAGCCAACAUGGAAAAGCUGGCAGAGACUGGGAGCGUUAACCUGGAACUUGAUGGCCAAGUCUUGGGUUACACCUGUUCACAUUUUACGCCACCACAGCUCAGCUACUACCGUCUUUCCUCAAUGCAACUUGUCAAGCUUGUGAAUAUUUAAUGGUUUGUCCGCUGGCGUGCUAUCAGAUGAACCUAAGCAGGCGGAGGGGUGGUGCUGGGGAGGAGAUGAUGACGAUGAAGAGGAUGAUGUGUUAGGCAAGGGGCUGGGUUUUGGAAAACCACGCAACACCUGCCCCUCCUGACCAGGAAUGGAUCAGUUAUGAGAUGGAGAGGAGAUCGAAGUGCUUCAUUCAGUUCAGCCGCAAACAAAGGGGGAUCACAAUGCCAAGAGGUUAAAAAACUGGAUUCUACACUUCUAUUUGCUCUUUUUCUUAUUUGUCAGCCUUGGAUGGAUGUUUUGGAGAUUGAGCAAGUUCCUGAGACAGUGACUGAAUGUUACUUUGGACGGAGGAAUACAAUCAUCGUCAUCUCUGAAUCAUCUCUGAAAAGCGAAGAAAGUCCUUGUUACAUCUGAGGGACCCUCGGCAACGCUGGAAGGUGGAACCAGCCACCGGUGCCACAAACUCAGGGAGAAUGAGGAACAGCUUCUAGCGGAUUUUAUUUUCCUUUUCGCCGCACAAACCUGGCAGUGUGGUGUCAAGACACUGUCUUGAGGUCAAAGGUGGAGAGAAAAUCCAGAAAAGACAGAGAAAAAUGCCUUUUGGGGGGUUGACAGGUUUGAAGGAGCAGGUGUUAAAGCCUGGGAAGGAGGAGGUGACGACCACCGUGGGUGACUCUCUAGGAAAACUGCAAAGGAAAAUAGAUGGUAGCAAUGUAGAAGAAGAGGCCAACAUUGAACUGACAGAGGACGGGCGUCCAGUGGCGUCAGCACCGCGUCCUGCCCCGCUGCUGGACUGCAGCUGUGGCGGUCUCCCAAAGCGCUACAUCAUCGCCAUCCUCAGUGGACUGGGCUUCUGCAUCUCCUUUGGCAUUCGCUGCAAUCUUGGCGUGGCCAUUGUGGAGAUGGUGAACAACAACACCGUCUACAUCAAUGGGACUCCAGUGCUUCAGAAAGCUCAGUUUAACUGGGACCCGGAGACGGUGGGGCUGAUCCACGGCUCCUUCUUCUGGGGCUACAUCGUGACUCAAAUCCCUGGUGGUUUCAUCUCAAACAAACUCUUCGCCAACAGGGUGUUCGGGGCGGCCAUUUUCCUCACAUCAGUGCUGAAUAUGUUCAUCCCGUCAGCGGCGAGGGUCCACUACGGCUGUGUCAUGUUUGUUCGCAUCCUGCAGGGCUUGGUGGAGGGCGUCACCUACCCAGCGUGUCAUGGGAUGUGGUCCAAGUGGGCGCCACCUCUUGAGCGGAGUCGACUGGCCACCACUUCAUUCUGUGGAUCCUACGCGGGAGCGAUGAUCGCCAUGCCUUUAGCUGGAGUGCUUGUUCAGUACGUUGGCUGGUCGUCUGUCUUUUACAUCUAUGGUGUAUUUGGGAUCAUAUGGUAUGUAAUGUGGCUCCUGCUGGCAUAUGGAAGUCCCGCUGAACAUCCCACAAUCACUGACGAGGAGAGGAUGUACAUCGAGACCACCAUUGGUGAAACAAUCAACCAAUUGAGUGUAACUGAGAAAUUCAAUACACCGUGGCGGCGGUUCUUCACCUCCAUGCCCGUCUAUGCCAUCAUUGUGGCUAACUUCUGCCGCAGCUGGACCUUCUACCUGCUGCUCAUCAGCCAGCCGGCAUAUUUUGAGGAAGUUUUUGGCUUCCCCAUCAGCAAGGUGGGGAUCCUGUCUGCUGUCCCCCACAUGGUGAUGACCAUUGUCGUUCCUAUUGGGGGUCAGCUGGCUGACUACUUACGCAGUAACAAAAUCAUGUCUACCACGAAUGUGAGAAAACUCAUGAACUGUGGAGGUUUCGGUAUGGAGGCUACGCUGCUGCUCGUGGUUGGAUUUUCUCACACUCGUGGAGUCGCCAUCUCCUUCCUAGUUCUGGCUGUGGGCUUCAGUGGAUUUGCCAUCUCAGGUUUUAAUGUCAAUCAUUUGGAUAUUGCGCCUCGCUAUGCCAGCAUCCUGAUGGGCAUUUCUAACGGGGUGGGAACUCUGUCUGGAAUGGUGUGUCCCCUGAUUGUUGGAGCUUUGACUAAAAACAAGACUCGGCUGGAGUGGCAGAAUGUCUUUGUUAUUGCAUCCAUGGUGCAUUACACAGGGGUCAUCUUCUACGCUAUCUUUGCAUCGGGUGAGCAGCAGGACUGGGCCAACCCCGAGACAAGUGAGGAAAAAUGUGGCAUUAUCGACGAGGACGAGCUGGCCGAAGAGUCAGAGCUCAACAGCGACAACGUGAUGGCCCCCAAAAAGAGUUAUGGAACAGCAGACAAUUCAUCCGGGCGAAAACAUGGCUGGAAAAAGAAGAGAGGCGUGACCAUGCAAGAGGAGGAGGAACAUUACGAGAAUGGGGACUACCAGGACCGGUACCAGUGAGACUGGGUUUCAUUCAAAUCCAGUCAAAGAGGAAUUUCACAACUGUGGAAAUGUCAGAAACAUUGGAGAAGUGGCAGCGUCAGACGCAUCUAAAGACUUGCAGCAGUUUUAAUUGUUCAACAGUCCACAAUCUGCUGGAAAUAAAAUCACAUGGGAACAGAACAUUAAAAAAAGUCAAAAUGCUAAAACACAUAAAUCAGUAAUUGAACAAUACAUUUUAAUUCAUACUGACCUAUACUGUAGACUAGUAUUCUUAGUACAAUAGAAAGUAAACCACAGAUCAACAAGAUCACAUCAGAAACACAUCAGCUUUCAAACCAGACCCAACUUCAACCUCCAACCGGCGCUGAUCGUCUGUGCAAAUGUCAACUGAGCUUAAUGUAGCUUACUUUGGAAAACAUGUGAAUUGUUUUUGACAUUUUUCGUGUCGGCUAUGCAACGUGAAUGUAAUAAUGGGCCUGACAGCAGACCACAGUGUUAAUGUAAGCCGUAUUUAUUUAUUUUUGCUUGUAUGCAUUUGCUGCUGCUGAAUGAUUACGCUCUGUCGCUGUGCUCGCUGUCCGUUGUGCUUAGUUCACCAUCCAUCUGUGAGGGUGUGCGUCUUCCAGCUUUAUAUUGGCUCCAUUAUUUAUAGUGUCUUUUAAUGUAACUCUAUUUAUUCUUUUGGUGUUUGUCUUUUUGCAACUUCUCAAUGUUGAAUACAUGGAGACGCAGUUUGUUUCUAAAAACAGCUUUGGCUUUUGUUUCACUGUGAUGGUAGAAGAGUUUAGAAGUUCCCUGUUCAUCAUUACUGCUCUGGAAGAGAGAGUCAAUUUUGUACAGUAAAUUAUUAUCCUAUUGUUUGAGCGAGCAUUGAUUUGAUUUGCACUUUACUUGAAAACACCAGAGAUGUAAUGAACUUCAUUUCUAUUCUGUAUUAAGAUUGUUCAGAAACAUAAAAUCCACGAACAGCUUCAAGGUGCUGGAUUAUUGAAUGACGUAUAUGAGCGUAUUCAACAUGUUGUGUUCCUUUGUGUAUUUAAAAGAAGAUUAUAAAAAAUGAUUGA
Scophthalmus maximus (turbot) is the source of this 3666-nucleotide messenger RNA. It is a transcript of the gene slc17a8, whose product is annotated as solute carrier family 17 member 8. Gene Ontology annotation, molecular function: L-glutamate transmembrane transporter activity; neurotransmitter transmembrane transporter activity. The record is from RefSeq and is a predicted model, not a curated record. Gene Ontology annotation, cellular component: synaptic vesicle membrane; excitatory synapse. Gene Ontology annotation, biological process: synaptic transmission, glutamatergic; neurotransmitter loading into synaptic vesicle; monoatomic anion transport. Lineage: Eukaryota; Metazoa; Chordata; Actinopteri; Pleuronectiformes; Scophthalmidae. The transcript is spliced from 12 exons. Bases 863 to 2620 code for a protein of 585 amino acids.